AUGUCGCUGCAACACGCGAGAGAUGGAGCUUCGGUGGAUGGGCCUGAUGAUGCGGGCCCGUCCAAGGCCCGGAAGGCAUGCGAAAAUGAAAUGCAGACUCGACAACGGGUCGACGUGUCGAAGAUGUCUACGCGCCGGUGUUCCAUGCGUGUUUGUACCCAGAGCCAAUGUAUGUGUUCUCGUUCCCGGUCUUUUCUGAUCAUUUCUGACGCGGCAUUUGCUCAGUCCGCGUCCCAUCGUGAGAGCCUGUCAUUGGCUUCAAUUCUCCACAGUAAUGAGCAAAGUUCUUCUUUCAAUAAAUCUGUACUGUUGAGAUUGAAGCGUCUUGAGGAACACUGCGGGCUGUCUGGUCUUGGCAGUCUUGAAGAGGUCGAGUCGCCAGCUUCGCCAAAUUUGCCAGAUGUUGAGCUCGAAAGUCCCGGGGAUGCGGGGCUCAGCGCUCUAUGGAAUGCUGUUGCUGUCCUUCGAAGGACAUGCCCCUCCAAAGUCAGCUCCAACAUAUGGGAGAAACAUAUGAUCAAGAGGCUCUGGCUUUCAUUCCAUGAGAGCAUGCCCGGGCUGCACUUUCUUCCGAGCAAACAGACAUUCUCAUCACCCAGGCCACUCAUGCUGGCAUCAAUGCUUUACUGUUCAAGCAUACGGGGUUCGCCAGAUGUUGCCGUGCUAGCACCCGAAUACUUCACCGUUUUGUGCAGCGCCAUCUCACAACUCUGCAUUCCUGAUAGCGAGAUCGGCCAACCACCAGACGACCCCGCAUCAGCGGAGGAAUGGGCUUUUCAGACUGUUCUUGGUAUCAUACUGGCCGGUCUCCUUCGGGAAGCCGUAGUCAAGGAGACGGGCCUCUGGAUCUCAGUGGCCUAUCGAUUGAUACUGGAACACUGCCCCUCUAACGUCGACGAGAGAUCCCGUGAAUGGCGACGUCUGUUCUCUGGUCUGCAGAUCGUGGAUCUCGAGCACGCCUCGAUCCACCUCUCGUGCCCUGUAAUCCCCAUCGAGGCGCCGCUACCUCGGCUCAAGAUCGCCAUGCAAGAUCAGCUGUACCGGCUAUCUAGGAUGAUGCAUACCGGAUUGACGCACUUCACUGGGCGGGGCUUACCGACUAUCUGGUCUUGCUUUGCGGGCGAGCCUAGCGCAACGCCUGAUGCGACUGUCUCGUUCAGCGGUGUCGAUGGGGCAGUGAUCCGCGAUUGGGCACGUCAGCUGGAUGACUGGCUUGUGGAGUUCAGCGAUAGGGAAUUCGAGUCGGAGCAUGAGAAGAAGCUCGUGUUCAGACAGUACAUCCUCCAUCGUCUGCUGGUGUUGUCCAUCUAUCACCCUGCGAGGGGGUGCAACUUGUUUUCCAACACGACACCGAAAGAACAACAUGAGCUUCUGGUCUCGGCACGAGCGGCCGUGAAGCUACAAAUUCUUGAUUCGGCUAUUUGGUCUAAUUGGGACUUAGUAAUGAUCACUUGGGCAUGCCUUAUCGUGCUCCAGGGUGUGGAUGGGGGUGUAGGAGAACCCGAUGAUCUGGAAAACGUUGGGGUUCAUCUACAGAAGUUGAAAGAAAUUCACGAGCCAAAACCAAGUCUCAGAGGCAUCUUAGCCACGAGGCUUGAAGAAAAGCUUCAAGGGCUGCACACCCCUGCUUCGGGUGACGCAGAGAUGUUCGAGCAGGAAAUACAGAACCUGGACAACUCUUGGUACAUCUUCGAUCAAGCAAGUCUGCAGGCAGGUUACGAAUUAUGGUCAUACGAAAACCAGGGAGGCUAG
Molecule: messenger RNA, 1752 nt
Organism: Colletotrichum gloeosporioides
Lineage: Eukaryota; Fungi; Ascomycota; Sordariomycetes; Glomerellales; Glomerellaceae
Exons: 5
Coding region: 1-1752 (583 amino acids)
Source: RefSeq, a predicted model, not a curated record